AGCAAUGACAAAGGGGACAUCAAGCUUUGGUAAACGUCACAAUAAAACACACACUGCCUGUCGGCGGUGUGGGAGACGGUCCUACCAUAUACAGAAGAAGACAUGUGCAUCAUGUGGCUACCCAAGUCCUAAAAGGAGGCAUUUUGAAUGGAGUGUAAAGGCCAAACGAAGGAGGACAACUGGUACAGGAAGAAUGAGACAUUUGAAGAUAGUGCAGAGAAAAUUCAGGAAUGGAUUCCGUGAAGGAACAACUCCCAAACCCAGAAAGCGUGCAGCAGCUGCACCCUCUACAACUGUAGCAACUAAAUAAAGACUUGGGUUAUCAUA
Messenger RNA from Saccostrea cuccullata (small rock oyster), 327 nucleotides. RefSeq names its product large ribosomal subunit protein eL37A-like. The transcript is spliced from 4 exons. Gene Ontology annotation, cellular component: ribosome; cytosolic large ribosomal subunit. The record is from RefSeq and is a predicted model, not a curated record. Gene Ontology annotation, molecular function: RNA binding; structural constituent of ribosome. Gene Ontology annotation, biological process: translation. Lineage: Eukaryota; Metazoa; Mollusca; Bivalvia; Ostreida; Ostreidae. The coding region runs from base 5 to 310 and encodes 101 amino acids.